GGUGUGGGGAUUCUCAAAUUUCUCUCUCUUUCCAUUUCUUUGAGAAUCGUCUCGUCUCGCCUGGAGUGAGGAAGUUGUCGUCGAAGCUGGAGGUAGACGAUGAGUAUCAGGAAGUUAAGUGCUGAAGAGUCUCUGACGCUAUACUCCCUGCUGAAAUCGGAGCAGCGUCCACUGGACGAUGUCAUCGCUGACUUCAACUCUAAGAUCUCUCGCCCACACCAUUUCACUGUCUGCUCAAAUAUCGUUUGGCUCUUGGAGGACAAGAAGAUGCUUAAAUCCACUGAGCGCUUGGUUGCUUUUGCUAUCCUCCAUCAAGUGUACUCGUCACAGAAGCCUGCUUCAAAUCCCUUCAUAAUCUUAAUCAUAAAUGCCGCCUGUGAUGAUGCAGCUGAAAAAUUUGAAAGGGCAUUUAUUCUCCAGCUGUUAGGCAUUGAUGGCUCAAACAACAGCAGAGAGUUUCUUAAGCAGUCUGCUGCGGAUUAUGUGAAAGGAUUUGAUCAAUCAUUGCAUGUUUUCCCACGACUAGAUCAGUUGCAGCAGCAGUUUUCUGUUAAAGAGCACCGUGACCAAUAUGAGUGCUUAUUUAAAGAUAAUUCGGUCAAAAAUGCAGUUCCAGACCCUGAUAUACCACACUUUUGUGAUGCAAACUCACCAGAGUUUGAUGUGCAACCUGGAACGAAAGCUAAACUUGGAUCUGGAGAUAAGGAUGAGGCAGUAGCUGGGCUGCUGUCAAAUCUAUCACUGGAAGGAUUGAGUCCUCACUGGAUCAGGCCUCGUCCGCCUCGACUACCGGUACAGGAUGGGGAGCUAGUUUGGCUCAACCCUCAUGACAACCAUGAACUUCAAUGGGACUAUGGUAUGUGUGUUGAUACUAGCAGAGGGGCAGCUGUAAGGGACUUAAUUGCAAAGGCCCUGAAAGGGGCACUUGCGCCAGCGCAGCAAGAGCAAGUUUUGGUGGAGCUGGCAAAUGAUCCCAAGCUUGUAUAUCACUGUGGAUUGACACCCAGAAAGUUGCCAGAAUUGGUGGAGAACAAUCCCCUUAUUGCAGUUGAAGUUUUGACUAAGUUGAUAAAUUCUCCAGAAAUUGCAGAAUACUUCACAGUACUUGUGAAUAUGGAGAUGAGUCUUCAUUCCAUGGAAGUCGUGAACAGGCUGACAACAGCAGUUGAACUUCCUGCCGAGUUCAUUCGCCUGUACAUAACUAAUUGUAUAUCAUCCUGUGUGAACAUCAAGGAUAAGUACAUGCAGAACAGGCUUGUGAGACUUGUAUGCGUAUUUCUUCAGAGCCUUAUUCGAAAUAACAUUAUUAAUGUGAAAGACCUCUUCAUCGAAGUACAAGCCUUCUGCAUUGAGUUCUCAAGGAUCAGAGAGGCAGCUGCAUUGUUUAGGCUCCUCAAGUCCAUGGAAGGAUGAUCUGUGACCCCUCGAGUCUUGAAUUUCCCCUUUUCGGUUGUAGAUAAAUAUGUAUAUCAUUCAGACUCAGCUCUUGAGCGGUUCUCAUUUUCAGCUAUGGACAAUAAAGAUAGCAGAUUUCAGUCUGUGACUUCCUCAUCCAUAUUUCUAUUUCAUAGGGAGUCAGGAGAAGUGGGCAGUUUUUCGUUCUUUGAAGCUAUCAGCUUAGAUGCAUUUUUUCCCCAUGAACAAACCAUCUAAUAUCUAAUAUUACUAGCUAUCAGACUGAGCUGUGUUGGGUAACAA
Molecule: messenger RNA, 1698 nt
Organism: Prosopis cineraria
Lineage: Eukaryota; Viridiplantae; Streptophyta; Magnoliopsida; Fabales; Fabaceae
Exons: 12
Coding region: 100-1413 (437 amino acids)
Biological process (GO): negative regulation of translation; mRNA catabolic process
Cellular component (GO): CCR4-NOT complex
Source: RefSeq, a predicted model, not a curated record